ACACCGCCGGUGACUCGUCACUCCGCACAGGAAGAUGGCUGCGGUGGAGCGGACCCCGGUCAGUGAAGGGAUCCGGAUAGUUGUUCUGUGUGUGUUUUGGUAUACGGUGAGCUCGGGAGGCAACGUCGUCAACAAAAUCAUCCUAAAUGGAUUCCCCUACCCGGUCACAGUCUCACUGUUUCACAUCCUAUCUAUCGUCGUCUUCCUCCCGCCGCUCUUGCGAGCAUGGGGAGUCCCUAAAACAGAACUGCCUAGCAGGUAUUACAAAUGGUACAUCCUGCCAUUAGCUUUCGGAAAAUAUUUCGCAUCCGUGUCGGCGCACUUCAGCAUAUGGAAGGUGCCCGUUUCAUAUGCACACACUGUCAAAGCCACAAUGCCGAUAUGGGUUGUGCUGUUGUCAAGAAUUAUCAUGAGGGAGAAGCAAACUACAAAGGUGUACAUAUCUCUCAUCCCCAUCAUUGGUGGAGUGCUGCUGGCCACCGUGACUGAGCUUUCCUUUGAUGUUUCAGGAUUAAUCAGUGCUCUGGCUGCCACGCUGUGCUUCUCUCUGCAGAACAUCUACUCCAAAAAAGUAUUACGUGACACAAGGAUCCACCACUUGAGGCUGCUUAACAUCCUGGGUUUCAAUGCGGUGAUCUUCAUGCUGCCCACCUGGGUUCUGGUGGACCUCUCUGUGUUUCUUGUGAAUGGAGAUAUGUCGGAUAUCUCUGAAGGGACCAGUACCUUCAUCCUCCUACUCAUCAGUGGCUUCUGCAAUUUUGCCCAGAAUGUCAUCGCCUUCAGUGUUCUUAACCUCGUCAGCCCACUCAGUUACGCCGUCGCCAACGCUACAAAGAGGAUUAUGGUCAUUAGCAUAUCUUUGCUAAUGCUGCGCAACCCGGUCACCCUCACAAAUGUCCUCGGAAUGAUGACGGCCAUUGUUGGAGUCUUCCUUUACAACAAGGCCAAGUAUGACGCUAACCUGGAGAAGAAGCUGUUGCCGAGCACCAAACAGGAUCUGAUGUCCUUUGACAACCCGGGGCGGGAGAAGUUACAGGCCAAUGGGUCAGUGCCGUUCUCCCAUGACUUGGAGCAGCAACACAACUUUAACAACGUGCUGACUGACCACUUCCAGUACAGCCGGCAGGCUUACACGGCAAACUACAGCAACAACCACCAGUAUGUGGUGUAAUAGGAGGCGGCCCUCUCUCUGAGUAGCUGUCAUAGACAUUACUGUGUGUAGCCGCCCUCCCAGCUGCAGGUUUUUACACUUGCUCCAAACUCCAGACUGAAGGCAAGUGCUGUUUGACUUGGAAGGUAAAAAUAAGAUGAGUUGGUUAUGAUGAGCCAGAGUUGUGAACUCUCCCAUGCCUGUUCUUAUCUAGACUUCAUAUUCUUACAACCAUGCUGUAGGUCAUUGUUUAUUUAAUAUGUUGGUAUUGACUGCAUGAAAUGGCUUGAUGGAGAACAAAAUGUGUAUCAGCCAUUUUCAGACAUUAAGCGACAGAUUAAGUUAUGAUAUGCAGAUGUAGAAAUGUACCACAGCAGGCAUACAUCUUGGUUUGUUUACUUCUUGGAUUCAUAUAGUCUUGUUUUCACAACCAGCCAUGAAUUUAGUUGGGUGAUUAUGUUAAUUUUCAGUCAUCUGUAGCUGUUAACUGUUAAUUUAAGUUUGCACACAAUCAAGGGUCUGUUACAUCUGUAAUGAAGAUAGUUGGAUGAAAGGCAGUAAUAUUUAAAUUUUUUGUUCAGAUUGCUUUCAGUGAAUAAAUCUUGAUGGGACUUUAGGGGCAUCAUUGAUUAAAUUGACUUAGUUUUGGUUUGAUUUUAAAAUAUGAAUUAGGAUUAAAAUGAGAACCAAAUGAUUAAAGAAACAUAGAUGUGGAUAUGUUCUAGACAAGUCAUGCUGUUAGCCGUUUUCUUGCCUUUUUUUUUUUUUAAGGGUUAUUGCAGUUUUGGAUGCCUGUGGACAGUUGUUGAGAUGUAUUAACUGCUAGAUGCAAACUGCUCUAAACUCAAAAUAAGAUGUUAAGUUCUGCAAAUGUUAUGUUGCAGCAGAAAGAUCUAUGUAUCCUUACAUCAUCAAGCCAAAGCUAUGUCACUCUGCCCCAACUCGUUUUCUCCAAACAGUGAAGUCAACAUAUAGAAAAAUAUGUGUUGCUCGGCUUUAGUCUCAUCCUCCAAAAAAAGAUUACUUAUUUGUGGCCCAUAGAUAUUCCUGACAAAACCCCUGUUAGUACCGGCAUCAUGUGAGAGGGAAUCACAAGUCAGGUGCCCUCAGUUUAAUUUGAUUUGGAAUUUACAGACUGUAUGUAAGAGUGACAGAUCGGAUUUCUAGAAUCUGCCCAAGUAAGUGUUUUUUUUUAUGUUCAGCAGAUUUAUAAAUUCAUUACUUUCAGAAAUUAGUUGUAAUUUUAAGUUUAUGUAUAUGAAUAUUUUUCAAAUUUUCCCCUGGGGAAAAUUUUAGUUUUAUUUGGUCUGAGGAUCAUGUCAGUGGAUUGAGAAUGUUUUAGCUGUUUUAGCAGCAUAAAUCUAAAGAUGGUGCUGUUACGUGGUUCAGUGCUCAGCACCCACUGAAUGGAUUGUUCAUCUGAUCAUUUUCAUCUGAUGGCAUUCUGGGUUAAACUUUGUAUUUCUUGGUCACAGGAUAAUCUUAUCACUUCUGCAGGUUUGUUUUUUUUUUUUAACAAAUGCAGCCAUGAUAUGAAUAUUGAACGUGCUGCCAUUGAAUGCUACCAUGCAGACUUUAGAUUAGAUGUAGCACUGUGAAUAAGUACAGCCUUGUAGAGCCUCUAGCAUGGUAGCAAGCAUAGGCACAAGACUUCUUUUGACUGCUAAAGCUCACAGCUGCACUCACUGUAUAUGUUUGUUCAUACAAAAGUGUCUGAUUUCAAGAAAAAUGUCCAAAUUCCAAGAACUCUUCAGUCCCUGCAAGAAGCUGAUGCUUGUAAAUUUCCUGACAGCCAGAUCAGUAAAAAUUUAACUUAUUUGCCACUGAUGAAAACUUGAUCCUAUUCAAUAAUUUUUUAAAGAAAUUUAGUAUUUUUUUGAUCAUUGAAUGAAGAGCGAGACCAGUUUUGUGAUUCAGAAAGGUCAGUGACCUCUUAAAAUCUGUCCUUAUCCCCCAGUGGAGCCAAGAUAGAAUUACAUGUUAUCAAGAGGUAUCAGUAUAAAAGGUUAUAGACUUACCAAAACAUCCAUGUAAUGUGCACGACAUGCUGGGAUGCGUUUUGUUUCUGCUUUGUCUGACAGGCAACAUGAAAAAUAGAAGCAUGUCCUCCUCACUAGCAGACCAUUCAACGGUUUAAAACUUUUUUUAUUGAUCAGCAAAGCUUCCAAAGCAAAAGAAUAUUUUCUCUCCUGUCUGGUAAUUUAAUUACUUUAUUUUUGUUAAGGCCUGAACUAAAGCUGCUCAGAUUUUUUUCUUUUAUAAAAAGUCCAUCUCUAGUUUGCACAUCUUGUAACAACAGAAUAUGUCAUUUUCAUGGGAGCCUGGGUCAGCUGUCGUUGUUAUCCAGUGUGAAGUUAAAAGCAUUUUUACCAACGCUGGUGUCACCAGACAGACUUGACUGAAAAUGAGGCGUGUAUGAAAUCUGAGGUUUGAUUGUGCAGUUAGGUGUGUAGCUGUCAUUUCUUCACUAUCAUCACUGUUUGCAGUGUUUGUACAAUUGAUAAUUAUCUUUAGCCUUUUUUUAAACUGUUUUUACUGUUUUAGAUACUAAACUCAAGUUUGUUUUUUUCUUUUUGUGCAGAACUUGCUCUGACCCACACUCCUUUUUGUGUAAUUCAGAUGCUUCAGGUGAAAGGGGAAGUUGUAGCUUAGGAAACAUUAUUGUUUCAAACAAAUUGUAAUUGUAAAAAUAUUUAAUAAUAUGGCUUUUAAAUACUUCUUUUUGACAUUUGAGACACUGUCACAAUAUUUAGUCUGAAAAAGUUAUCUGGAAAGAAUUAGCUUUCAUCAACUAAAGUUAGCAUAAAAAGUAAAUGCAUUUGUGUUUGGUUGACUUUUUUUUCUCCCCUUUAAUAAUACCAAUUUCUGUUGUGUUAUAUGUAGUUGUUAAGUCUGAUUAGUCACCUUUACAAUGAGCUACAACUUGUAAAGAUUGUGUCUCUGUGGAAUGAGCAACAUAGCUACAUGUGCAAGUAGCAUCCUUCAAAAAUGUGCCAAAACCCGUUGUGCGAUCCUCCUGUCGGUGUUCGGUUGUUUUAAGAUUAAAGUUUUGCCAGGUGUGUGUCAGUCAUGAAUGUAUGACUGGGACCUGAUAGGCAGAAUUAUCAGAAUGAGAUUGUGGAACCAGUGGUGAUCCCAUAUUUCCAGAAUUUGGAACUUAACUUGAUCAUCCAGGAUCACAGCGCUCUCCCCCACAGAGCCAAAAUUAUCACAGAGGAUCUCCACAAUUUGGGAGUAGAGAGGAUGAAUUGACCUGCUGGAGUCCAGACCUCAACCCAAAGAAACUCUUGUGGGAUCAGCUUUGCCAUGCUUUUCAUGUUAGUGACCAACAGAACCAAGCUGGUUUUAUUUCAGUUUAUUAUUUAUUUGACAGGGACAUUGCACCUGAGUACCCGUCCUCUCACCUGGUAAUUAUUGGGAUAGACUCCAGCCCCUUUGCCAGCGGUAUAGAAAAGGAAUGAAUGAAUGAAAGUUAGCUUAGAGCUAAUUUACAUCUGCUUUCUUUGGGCAGGAAACAAACAACAGGAAAUGCAGAACAGAAAAACAGGAAACUACAUAAAACAGCUGACAAUUUAAUAACUAAGUACAGAUGAGACUAUAAAGCUAUAAACAAUAUAAUCUAAUAAGUGUAAAAAUAUAAACAUACUGAAUAUAAACUAUAUUAAAAGGCCCUACUUUAGUUAUAGCAAUAUCUUUGAAAAAAAAAAGCCCUGAGUGUUUCAGUAGUGUAAAAUAAACAAGCUGAGGCAUUUAAUUAUGGUUACAAUUUUGUGGAUUUUAGCCAAGUUUUUUUUUUUUUUAACAGAGCAAAGAGCUGAUAUCGGCAUGAGGGGAAUUCCACAUCCCUACCACUUUUACAGAAAACAGAGUUUCCCAAGGUUGUUCCCUUAAACUUUGGUAUCCAGUCUUCCCUUGAGGAUGCUCUGGUUUCUCACCCGCACAGUUAUACCACUGUUGGGUAGGUUUGUCGGGGGGUGGGGCUGUAUAUGGACCUUCCACAUGCUUCUAAGGUUCCAGGCAGCUUAUAAUAAAUAAAGUCUAAAAAUGGUUCUUAAUGUAGAAGACUGGUGAAUUGGAUGAAGGCAAUCAACUCAAACAAGAAUGAAUUACAUGAGGAGAAUAUUGCAGGGUGAUUUUAGCACAUUUUGGGAGGCUACCAACACAGCUGUGUUGCUCAGUGAGCAGAAGCACGAUCCUUACAAGUUAUACCUGGCUGUAAAGGUGAUUAAUCAGGUUUUCCAACAAUGUAUAAUACAACACCAACUGGUGCUAUCAAAGGGGAGAAAUAACCAAACACAAAUGUCUUUACUUUUUGUGCUAAAUUGAACUCCUACUUGAAUUAAUGGGGAAUCUUAUAACAAAUAAUAAAUAUUUUUUUUUAGUUAUGAAGUUGAAAUAAAGCACCACACCUGUGUGAUGCUGUCAAUUUAACAGAAAAUGUACUCAUGUUCUUUUUUUUUUUUUUAUUUUGUCAGGACUCCUGUUGUAGUUGUGUGUUGUCAUUCAUUUCAAGGCAGAUUUCUGUUGGUGUUGCAUGAAAUGUGGAAACAGUGCAGGCUUUACGACAUGGCAGAAUGCAGCAUAUAAACAAAGCAGACUUUAAAACUUUCCAUUGAGAUCUUUUAUAAUGUAGCAGGUAUCUACAGGAAUGUUUUUUUAAGUUUUAUUUAACUGUUGUGAAAACCCCAAAGCUUUGCAUUAAAUAACUGCAUGAUGUCAGAGUGUUGCUUAAAGCAGAGCCUGUAAAGAAUUAAAAAUCUGCCUUUGCUUCUUAUUGAGUUGGAGUUGUUUGGCCUUAAAGACUAGCAAACUCACUUGUCUUUAAUUGUAAUUUGGAUCAGUUCCUGCAAUUGGUCAUGCACCAGUGACAAACACCUGACAUAUAACCUCCACGAACACACCUUAAAGAUAAAUGGAAGUUAUUUGUUAGUUGACAAGAAACAUUUAUGCUGUAGCAUCUUCCUAGUUCUCACCAUGUUUGUAAGAAGACAGAUGCCAACCUAGCAGCAUUACUACUUGUACUACUUAGUACUACUUAACUUUCUCUUUAGAAAUUAGUUUUGUUAACAUCAAAAAGGAUGUUUUCAACUUCUAAAAAUGCCAAAUACUUUUAAAAUCAGAUAAUUUGACAUUUGCAUCUUCAAAAUAGGGUCUUUAUGUAUGAGACAGAUGCAAUAAAGCAACUAAAUGAAAUGUGACAUAUGCAGCCUCAGGGGAUUAGAUGUACUUUUAAGAAUAUGGAACAAUCUUUAUUCCAGCUGUAUAACAAGAGUUGAUUGAAAUUUAAAUUUAACAUCACAGUUAUGUUGGGUUUAACAGUUUCAUGUUGACACUGGUGUCGGGAGAAAUGGUCACAUGUGAACUGUGAAAUUUGUUUAGUUGUAUUCAUGUCCUUCCUCCUCCUUCCUUCCUCAUGUUGCCAAAAAGACAGCGUAACCCUUUUCAUUUUGGUGCACCACAGGACAGAGGCCUUGUUUGCAGGUGGGCGGGAUGAACAUUUCAUAACACGUAGGAGUAAUGCAUCACUUUUCAGUGUCAUUCUUUUUAUUCUGGUUUUUCCUGUACAGUGAGCUAACUGAGAAUACACUGUUGGCUCUCUUGUAAAGCUUUUCACUGGGGGUGUAAAUGAUAAAGUAGUAGAGAGGGGAGAGUUAUUUGUAAAACUUGUAUAAUUAUUAUUUUUGUGUGUCUUUGAUGGAUCUUGAGAGAAUUUUUACUUAAACUAUGUUUAUAGAUUUUUAUUUAUAAUUUUCAAACGGUACAAAAAUGUUGUACAGAGGUGCAGCUAUGCACAGUCUUGUCUGCUUAUGUUUAGUAAAUAUUUUUAAAUGUUGGGGAAAAUAAAUGCAUCAUGGAACACUGA
Molecule: messenger RNA, 7013 nt
Organism: Melanotaenia boesemani (Boeseman's rainbowfish)
Lineage: Eukaryota; Metazoa; Chordata; Actinopteri; Atheriniformes; Melanotaeniidae
Gene: slc35e1
Product: solute carrier family 35 member E1
Exons: 6
Coding region: 35-1171 (378 amino acids)
Cellular component (GO): Golgi apparatus
Molecular function (GO): antiporter activity
Source: RefSeq, a predicted model, not a curated record